Messenger RNA from Penicillium waksmanii, 1419 nucleotides. Its product is annotated as WD repeat protein. The record is from RefSeq and is a predicted model, not a curated record. Gene Ontology annotation, molecular function: protein binding. Gene Ontology annotation, cellular component: Cul4A-RING E3 ubiquitin ligase complex; nucleotide-excision repair complex. Bases 1 to 1419 code for a protein of 472 amino acids. Gene Ontology annotation, biological process: transcription-coupled nucleotide-excision repair; proteasome-mediated ubiquitin-dependent protein catabolic process; protein polyubiquitination. NCBI's taxonomy places the organism in Eukaryota, Fungi, Ascomycota, Eurotiomycetes, Eurotiales, Aspergillaceae. The transcript has 3 exons.
AUGAAUUCCUAUCUGCUCAACAGAGCCCUCGGCUCUGUCGCUCCCAAUGACUUCCACACCGCGCAGACGGAGCGCUUGGUGCGCAACCUCGAACCAGCACCAGGGAUUCGCUUCUCCAGUCGCAGAGCCGCGCCAGCGCCAGAUCGGUCUGAAGAUGACACAACAUUGAACCCAGACUUUGAUCCCACAGAGAAGCUGUAUGCGCACAAGUCAGGAGUGAAUUGUCUUGCAGUUGACCAGUUCGAGGGACGGUAUAUGAUCUCUGGAGGCGCCGACCCCUCCAUUCACCUAUGGGAUCUCGAGAGCAGAGGCUCGGAGCUCGAACAUAUCCACCGAGCUUGUGCGUCCGUAAGCAAGCCCUCACACAGCGCCGCCCACACACACGCCAUAACCUCGCUCUCGAUCUACCCAUUCGACCCAGUCCCAUCAACCAUCUUCUCGACCGCGCACGACGGCACACUGAAAUGGUCAGCGUUACAAUCCCCCGAAAUCACACCCCUCCACACCUUCAAUCUCGAUUGCACCCCCUACGCACACUCAUUCUCCUCCGCCCCCGGAUCGACUCUCCUCGUGGCUGUCGCGACUUCAGAACAAUCGGUCCGAUUGGUAGAUCUACGUUCGGGCCUGGCAACACACGGCCUGCCGGGCCAUAAUGCCGCCGUACUAUCGGUUGCAUGGGCACCGCAUAAACCCUACCUGCUAGCAUCAGGAUCCGUGGAUAACAGGGUGAUAAUCUUCGACGUCCGGAAAGGAGGGCACAACUCCGCCAUCGCAACGCUAGACAUGGACGACCCGGUCGGUCUAGUCGACCCGGGAUCAGGAUCUGCCCCGUCAUCUUACCAGUCCCGCCCGGCCUUUUCACCGACUGCUCGUGCGCACAAUGGGCCCGUUACGGGCGUGCGGUGGACGUCUAACGGUAGUCAUAUUGUGACUACGGGACAAGACGCGCGGAUUAGGGUAUGGGAUGCUGCGAGUGGCGCGAACACACUUGUUCAUUUUGGUCCGAGGGGAUUCAUGACACCCGGUCAUGAAACACUCCUCUGGCCGAAUUUCAAUGAACAAGAUGACCGCGGCGAGAUCUUCAUGUUCGAACUGCGCGAGGGAACCUUCAUUAAACGACUUAAACUCCCCGGUGUGGCGAUGUCCUCGCAAUCGCAGGUUCGGGGUCGAUCCAGUGCGCUCAGUGCUGCGCGUAUAAAUGAUAUUGUAUGGCGCGGCAAUGGGGCGAGUGGAGAAGGCGUGGAACUUUUUUCGGCGCAUGGGGAUGGGACGAUUCGUUCGUGGGUUUCGAGGGAAUCGGAUGGUGAAUUGGAUGAUGAGGAAGAAGCGGCUGAAGCUACUCGCAAGAGAAAGCGGGAUGUUUUGGAAGAUAUCUAUAAAGGAUUUUUUGGGGCUGAGGAAGCUAGAUCAUUUACUUGA